CACCAGUAGCUCUUCAUCAGUUUGUCUCAAGCAAUUAUCCAGCAAAGAUGUCCUCCAACAAGAGCGGAAUCGUGAUCUUCGUCGCCUGCUGCCUGGUGGCUCUGGUGGCCUCCUAUCCCCAACCACAUCUCGAGGAGUUCUGGACCAAUUCCGAGCAGCUUCCCGAGGAGGCUCCCUUGGUUCGCCGCGCUAGAUCGCCGGAGGGCGGCUCCCUGGUCCUGUCCGCCAGCAAGGACCACCAGGUGGGUCGGGAGGCCAGUCUCCAGUACAACCACAAUCUGUACUCCAGCCACGAUGGGCGCGGCAGCAUCGACGCCUACGCCCAGGCCAGCCGCAAUUUCGACCAUAACCGCAACAACUUCGGCGGCGGCAUUCAGGGCACCUGGCGUUUCUGAGCGGGAACGCGAGUACGAGUUUUAAAUUGGUCACAAAAUGAUUCAUGUGAAUAAAUAAAUGUAUUUACCAAAGCGCA
Drosophila biarmipes is the source of this 472-nucleotide messenger RNA. RefSeq lists its product as uncharacterized. The coding region runs from base 48 to 395 and encodes 115 amino acids. NCBI's taxonomy places the organism in Eukaryota, Metazoa, Arthropoda, Insecta, Diptera, Drosophilidae. The record is from RefSeq and is a predicted model, not a curated record. The transcript has a single exon.